Formica exsecta is the source of this 1164-nucleotide messenger RNA. RefSeq names its product odorant receptor 67a-like. Gene Ontology annotation, cellular component: plasma membrane. NCBI's taxonomy places the organism in Eukaryota, Metazoa, Arthropoda, Insecta, Hymenoptera, Formicidae. Bases 1 to 1164 code for a protein of 387 amino acids. Gene Ontology annotation, molecular function: olfactory receptor activity; odorant binding. The record is from RefSeq and is a predicted model, not a curated record. The transcript has 5 exons. Gene Ontology annotation, biological process: sensory perception of smell; detection of chemical stimulus involved in sensory perception of smell.
AUGCAUAUACUUCCGGUGUCAUUUGCUCUAUUCACUUACACCGGUUACUGGCGACCGGUGCAUUUUCUUGUCAACUCGUUUAAAUAUUGGAUGUACAAUCUUUAUUCUGCUUUUAUGUUUGUUUUACUGCAAUUGUUCGUGUUCUACGGUAUAAUUGACACUGUCUUCUCGGCCAAUCUGGAGGAAUUCGUAAACAAAUGCUACCUGUUCCUUUCGAUUUUCGGCGUUUCCUGCAAAAUCGUGCAUCUCUUUAUACGUCGCGAAAAGAUCAUCGAUCUAGACAAGAUGCUCUUGAAGGACAAUUGUAUUGCCAGAGAUGUACAAGAGAUAUUGAUCCGAGAAAAAUUUGAUCGACACGUGAGACAGGUUACGAUUGCUUGCGAGAUUCUCAAUGAGUCCUGUGCAAUGUUCACGACCUUCGCACAAUUUUACGUAUCUCUGAAGACGCGUAGCUUACCUGUGUACAAAUGGGCGCCCUUCGAUCUAUCAUCAAUAUAUGUCUUCUUGCCUAUAUUGAUAUUCCAAUGCGUGGCUUUGGUGUUAUGCGUAAAUACCAGUGUCGCACAUGAGACGCUAAUUUCCGGUAUGAUGAUCCAGGCCUGCGCUCAAUUCGAAAUUCUGUGCCAUCGCGCUCAUAUAUUGCCGGCGUUGAUGAUCGAAGCCGAAAAAAAUAGUGAAUCAGACGAGGAUCUGAUAGCACGCGAGAAGGCAAUCAUUCGCGAUCUGAUAUAUCAUCAUCUUUACAUUUAUAAAUUUGCGCACACGAUCAAUGCAGUUUUUACAGUGAUGAUGUUCAUCCAAUUUUCCAUCAUUUCCCUAGUUCUCUGUAUGAGCGUCUACAGACUAUCUACAAUGACGUCAUUAUUUACCCUCGAAUUUGCACACAUAUUUUCUUAUCUGUGCUCCAUGCUCAUGCAAAUAUUUCUUUAUUGCUGGUAUGGCAAUGAGGUGACAUUAAAGAGUAUCGAUGUCGGUACUGCUAUUUAUGAGAUGGAUUGGACGACAUUAAGAGUCCGAGUAAUGAAAGAUCUUAUGAUAAUAAUGAUACGUGCCGGCAAACCUGUUAAAAUGUCGAGUGGCUAUCUAGUCACUUUAAGCACCGAAUCCUUUAUGAACAUUCUCAAAGUGUCCUACUCAUCGUAUAAUUUCUUAAAAGGCUCUUAG